AUGUUUCAGCCUUUCUUUCCUUCUACGAUUUAUCGCAUCAUUUUAAAUUCCUCACUUUCUUCUUUCUUUUCGUUUGACUCUUCUUUCUUUCUUUCUUUCUUUUUUCUUUCUUUCUGUCUUCCUUUCUAUCUUUCUUUCUUUCUUUUUUAUUUUUAUUUACUUAUUUCCAUAUAUGUCUUCUUUCUUUCUUUCUCUCUUUUUUCUUUCUGUCUUCCUUCCUUCCUUUCUUUCUUUCUUCUUUAUUUCCACAUUUCAUUUUUAUUUAAUUAUUUUCACUUACCCGUUCUUCCUUUUUUAUUUCCUUAUAUCUUAAUUUAUUUAUUUAUUUCUACAUACACCUUUUUCUUUCUUUCUUUUUCCUUUCUAUCUUUCUUUCUUUUUUUAUUUAUAUUUACUUAUUUCCAUAUAUGUCUUCUUUCUUUCUUUCUUUCUUUAUUUAUUUAUUUAUUUAUUUUUCCACUCUCCUCUUUGUUCAUUUUCCUCUUCUUCACUUUUUCUUUCUUUCUUUCUUUCUUUCUUUCUUUCUUUUUCGGUUCUUUCUUUCUUUUUUUAGUAAUAGAUCAUUUUGCUUGGUUCGUCUUCCAUUUUCAUUCACAGUUGAAAUAA
Messenger RNA from Acanthosepion pharaonis, 606 nucleotides. The record is from the annotation of a GenBank genome assembly. Lineage: Eukaryota; Metazoa; Mollusca; Cephalopoda; Sepiida; Sepiidae.